AUGGCGAGCUCGAGCCGGACGCGCGCGCCGCCGUCGGCGUUCCCUGCGGGGUCGAGCCGGUCGCCGACGACGGCGACUGGCCCGCCGUUGCCGAAGCCGCUGAAGCGGGGGAGCAGCGGGCAGAUGACGUUCGAGCAGGCGCUGAGGAGCGGCGGGACGGUCAAUCUGAGCGAGCCGCCCGAGUUCGACGCGCUGGGGUUGUUGGACAGUCCCGGGCCGCGGCGGGCGUCGUCGGGGAGACAGCAGCCUGCGACGCCGACGGUGGUGCCGCCCACGCCGACACCGACGCGGUCGAGGGACAACACGGGCACGCUGCGGGAGCCACCGCCGACGCCGUCGACGAGCAGCUCGAGCGACGUGUUCUUCGACGCGAACGUGGGGCCUGCGAGUCCGAUGAGCCCGACGAUGCCCGUGAGCGCGACGGACGACGCGGACAGGGAGUACGCCACCAAGCGCCGCUCCCUCUAUCGCUCCCCAGGCACCGCUUCCUCCCCAGACCUCGCCACCCUCGUCCGCAAAGCCAAGCAGCGCGGCGCACUGUUGUCGUCGAAACAUCUGCAUCAGAAUAGUCGACAAGAGGUGCCGCCGCCGUUGCCGAGCGCGCCGAGCACGCCUGGGAGGGGAGGGCGGCCGAGCACGAGCAUCAGUUCGGGCGACGGGCGGAGGCUGAGGAAGGACAGGCCGGGGACGCCCGAGCAGAGCUGGGUGAUGGCCAGCCCGGCGAGCGCGACGAGCGACGGCAGCGGCGCGUUCAAGAGCAUGCGCGCCAGGACAACCGCUUUCUGGGGAAAGGUCACCGGCGGCAGCGUCAGAGACCGUUCGAAAUCGGACGCGACGAACGCGCCUUCGCCACGCGCGUCCCCUCCACCGCCCAUGCCGCCCCUCCCGCCCUCCGCCCAGCGUCCACGCACAGCUGACGUAUUCAACACAUCCAGUCAAUCCAAGCCACUCCCUCCAGACCCGACCACCCCUCCCCGCGCGCCCUCACCAGACAACACAACCGUCCGCCCCGUACGACGACCGGGCUCGGGCCACAUCAAGCGACGCAGCAUGUCCGUGUCCGAGAUCGAUGGCUUUCUCGCCGACCAGAUGCGUGACUUUGACGUCGCGCCUGCAACUUUGGAUCUCAAAGUGCCUAUUACGCCCGAUAAGAGGGCGAGGCCGGCGCUCAGGCAGGUCGUCAGCGAUCCAGAGGCGACGUCGCCACCCGUGGUCACUGUCGAGAACUCUGCGGGGAAAGAGGUCGUGGGCAUGGGGUCGGCGAGCAAGGAACAUGCCCAGGCCCCGCCGAGGAGUACAAGCCUCAACACACCUCCUCCACCUCGCGUACGUGGACCGCGCGAACGCCACCCACCAUCCAGCGCAGGCCGUGCGGCGUCGUUUGCAGCGGCAGGCGCACUAGCUUCGCCCACGCACGUGCGUACACCAUCCGGUACCACGCGUGACGCCAGUAGACUCUGGGCGCCACAAAGAGCGGCCGCCUUUAGCAGCGAGCCGAGCUUGAUACCCGAGGAUCCCAGCUCACCCAACCCCGGUGCAGCACCGCGGUUGGUGGCGAGCAAUCAGGAUUUGAGGAGGUUCCCGAGCAGUAUCAAGCACGGUGGGAGAAAGGAUACGGAUGGGGAUGAGGACGCGGUGGAGGUGGAGAUCAAAGGACGGGAGGCAGCGCAGAAGUGCUGGGACGAGGAUGAGAGCUUUGUUGGGAGGGAUAAGAUUGCAGAGUGGCUCGGUGGCCACAAAGCGGUCAACAAAGUCGCCCUCCGCUUCUACAUGGACAACUUCGACUUUUCCGGUCUCAGGCUCGACAUGGCCUUCCGCCGCUUCUGCGCCAAACUGUAUCUCAAAGCCGAGACCCAACAGGUCGACCGCAUCCUGGACGAGUUCAGCCGUCGGUACUGGGAAUGCAACCCCGGCAGCCUGUUCGGCAACGCAAGUGUAGUGCACGCCGUCUCGUAUUCACUGUUACUCCUCAAUACGGAUCUGCACAUUGCGGAGCUGCAGUCGAGGAUGAGCAAGGCGCAGUUUGUCAGGAAUACGUUGGAUACGAUCAGGAUGCAGCUUGAUGCGCCUACGCCUACUACGUCCAACUCGACUCGGAAUGCGUCGACGGCACCUUCGACAGUUUCCUCUGCGAGUGGAGGCGAUACUGUGCGGUCAAGGCCAAAAAGGAGUGACUCUAUCACCAGCUGGAACUCGAUUACUCGAGAAAUGGUUGCCGGUAUCUCCGCCACUGGCACGGGCACCGGCCAAGGGCGGCAUAGCGCUCAGAGCAGUCUGCCGAGCUUGCCUGUGAGCAGCGCGAGCUUGCCUGGUAGUGCUGGAGCCAGUGUGCCCAGUUUACCGGCGGGGAGGAACAACGACUCCAGUGUAAGCGUGGGCACAAACACGGACAGUAAGACGCCCAGUACACUCGUCAGCUCGAUGGUGUUCGAUCGGGACUGGGAGAGUAACAUGGAGAGCUUGCUCAAGGAUAUGUACUCGGCUAUCAAGUCCCAGCAGGUCCUACAGGCCAUGCCGACAGACACCACCUCUCCCUACGGCGGCCCGCUCGCGCGGAAUCGCUCGCUCCGCGUUCAGCCCAAUGACCGUCUUACGACGCUCAAACGGGGCAGCAUUCGUGGGAUACAGUCUAUACUGUCCAAUAAUGCCUCGAACUCGCCUUACGCCGAUCGAGAUCGCGCCGCAUCGCCCGCACCGAGCUAUGCGACGAGCGCGCAUGGUGAUCUGCUGGGCAGCACGUUGAGCUUCGUCCCGCCCGCGCUCGGGUUCGCGAGCAACCUAUCCCACACCAUCAUCCGCGAAGCCCGAGAAGACGACGAACAUUCCGAAAAAUCCGUCGGCAGCUCCGUCGAUACGUCCAUCUCGAUCGGCGACGAAGAGCUCGCGCUGCUCGGUCCGCCGUGGGCAAAGGAGGGCAUGUUGUGCCGGAAGCAGUAUAACGAGUCCGGCGGCAAGCGCGCGAGGAGCAAGGCGUGGUUGGACGUGUUCGUCGUUAUUCAGAAGGGCGAGCUCAGCAUGUUUACGUUUGGUGGGAAGGGCGGGGCUGGGGGUGGUGGGAUGGGCGUCGGAGGCGGGAAUUGGCUGGAGAAUGCUAAUCCGGUCGGUGUGCUACCCCUCGCGCAUUCCCUGGCGCACGCGUUACCACCACCGGGAUAUAACCGGUCAAGACCGCACUGCAUGGUGUUGACGCUCGCUGGCGGAGCGGUGUAUUUCUUCCAAGCCGGCACGGAGGAACUCGUCAACGAGUGGGUCGCGACGUGCAACUACUGGGCCGCGCGACAAUCCAAGGAGCCCUUGACGGGCGGAGUCUCCAACAUGGAAUACGGCUGGAACCGCGCCCUACCGUCCUCAUCCCUCCCCGACUCCUCGUCCGACAUAUACGACCAAGACCGCGACGGCGCCGAGAGCGUGUUCAGCACCGGCCGCGGCGACGCGCUGAGCGUGCGGAGCGGGAAGAGCCGGACGGGCAAGAUUGGCGGGAGCCCGUGGGCGGAGAAGGGGUUCGUGAAUGAGUGGAAGCCGCCGCAGCCGCCGCUGGUGGCUAGUACGCAUGAUGAGGAGGGGCAGUUGGAGGCGCUUAGGAAGCAUGUGGGGAGUAUGACGGUUGAGCUGCAGGAGCAUAAUGAGUUGAGGGCGCCGAUGAUGAACCUGUAUGCACCGCGGAGCACGAACGGCGCGAAGGCGCUCGCCAACUGGGAGAACAAAUCCAAAUGGCUCCUCUCGGAGAUCGUGAAGUACGAGUCGUACAUCGACAGCUUGCAGCGCGCGAUGGCGCUCCGGAUGAAGCGGCGCGGCGAGAAGGCUCUGGAGAGGGCGCUGAGGGAGGGCGGGGACAGUCAUAAGAAGGCCAAGGCGAAGUCCAAGGCGCAGAGGGAGGAUCCGGCGAGGGGUCAGGGGCAGGGGCAGAGGUGGAGGAGGCCGGACGAGGCUACGAUUGAGGAGAGUGAGAGUGAGGAGACUACGGAUGCGCAUGCGCCGUUUAGGCCGGGGAUGGGGAGGAGGGUUAGUGCGAGGACGAUGGAGACUGUCGAGACGAUGGAGACGGAGGACGAGGAGUAG
This is a messenger RNA of Peniophora sp. CBMAI 1063, 4059 nucleotides long. NCBI's taxonomy places the organism in Eukaryota, Fungi, Basidiomycota, Agaricomycetes, Russulales, Peniophoraceae. The record is from the annotation of a GenBank genome assembly.